AUGUGCCACUACAGCAACUACUAUGGUGGCCUCAGCUCUGGCUAUGGUGGCCUAGGCUGUGGCUAUGGCUGUGGUGGCUAUGGUGGCUACGGUCGCUAUGGCUAUGGCUGUUGCCGUCCCUUGUGCUGUAGGAGAUAUUGGACCUAUGGCUUCUACUGA
Molecule: messenger RNA, 159 nt
Organism: Octodon degus (degu)
Lineage: Eukaryota; Metazoa; Chordata; Mammalia; Rodentia; Octodontidae
Product: keratin-associated protein 20-2-like
Exons: 1
Coding region: 1-159 (52 amino acids)
Source: RefSeq, a predicted model, not a curated record